This is a messenger RNA of Perkinsus marinus ATCC 50983, 3013 nucleotides long. RefSeq lists its product as hypothetical. The transcript has 4 exons. NCBI's taxonomy places the organism in Eukaryota, Perkinsozoa, Perkinsida, Perkinsidae. Bases 20 to 2803 code for a protein of 927 amino acids. The record is from RefSeq and is a predicted model, not a curated record.
AGUUGUCAGCUGUACAAUAAUGUCUUCGUCUAACUCCCCUGCACCACCUAUCCCAAAGCCCGACGUUGAGGACAGCCGGCCCGCCCUUGUGGUUCCUAAGGUCAAACUUCCACCGAUACUACCCAUUUUCGAGCGAUGGACGGUCCUGGUCUUCUCACUCGCCCUAUGCAUCUUCACAGCGUGCUCUUUGUUCACAUUGAACCUAUCCUGGGCUUAUCAACCUAACCAGACUGGUUACGAGGUUCCUCUAGCCAACUGUCCAGCCUUCUCGGAGUCUUUCUCGAUCACUCACGAGACUGCACCCUCGGGUCCUACGUGUAAAUUGGAGAUCGUUCGGAACGGUUGGAACGACAUGGUUAUGUACAACUCCAGUAUCGAUCCUCUUCCUAGCAACACCCCUAUUGACCAGUCGCUCAACAACUGUCGCUUGCCUCGAAACGGUGAAGAGGACUACCAGUGCUUUCCCCAGUACGAAUGUCAUGAGGCAUGUCGCCGAGUUGACGACACCGGGACGUAUUACCUUGGAGAGUGCCCUGAUCCGGCUAACUUACCAGAGAUCGGCAACGACGUGAUGAAACCUGGUAUUCCAAAAUGUCAGGUUAAGUUAUCGCCGAACUCUCCUUGGGAGACCCUCUUCUGCAAAGAGGUCCUAACGUUAUCCUACUGCUCAAGCAAGUACGAUGUAACGCCUUCAAACAUCCUUGGUAUGCGAGGUAUCAUUUUGGCUGGUAUGCUCAUAGCUGUCAUAUGGUUCUUCGCUGAGUGGGUGCUAUGGUAUGUAGAUCUCAACUUGCGCAAGGAGAAAGCAGAGGGCAUGGCAAGGAUGGCCAGAGAGCUCCCUCAGAAAAGAAUGUAUUUGCGGCAGCAGGUGGAGGCCCAUUGGGAGGACGAUUUCAACGCUGCUACUGUCGGUCUGGAUGUUUCUAGUGAUGGUUCGGUAUGCGUGGUGCCUCCAGCGAUGGACGAGGAGGAGCUUAGGGGCAUGUCCGAGGGCGAUAUGGAAUGCUACAUGUCGAGGGAUCCUGCGAUGAGGUUCCAGUCUGGAACAUGGAAGAGGCGGAUCAGCCAGUGGAAGGCCUGCAAGGCUGCAGCAAAGCGGAGACAUUGGAUUCGCCAGCUCUUCUACGUGGCCGCUCUCAACAUCUUCUUCCUACUUCUACUCGUCGCUACCCUGUAUAUCGUACUCUACUAUUCCCCCCAGAAUAUCCUCGCUAACAACAGGUCGGUUGGUGAUGAUCUCUAUGGGGAAGUCUCAAUUUGGAAUGCGCAUUCGUGGUUGGAUAUCCUCAUCUUUGUCGAUGUCCUCCUCGACACCUUCCUCUUCCUCGUCGCUUGCGUCUUUGUCAAGUGGCCACGCGCUCCCGUCUAUACUCGUCAUGUUCAAGAUGUGGUGGCUAAGAAGCAGCAACAUGUGAGCCUCGCGGGUGGUUCAGAUCGUUCUCUGAACACCGAUGCGAAUCCCCAAUUCGAUCAUGCGGGCAUCGCAUCUCCACUCAGUGAUGAUUUCCUGUCUGAUGAGAGCUCGGACAGCACUGAUUCUGCCUGUGAGGAAGUAGUCAUGAAGCAAACGUUGGCGUAUGACUGCUGUUUGAUGAUCGCAUGUCAUCUCUCUGCUAUGACAGAGGAACGUUAUGAAACCUUCACAAGUACUCUACGUGCUGCUCUAAUGGUCUUUCCUCCUAGUCACAUCUUCGUCUGUGAUAAUGGUGGUACAUUACAUCCUGAAGAUGAGACUGAGUGGGCAACUCAACAAGUUCAUCCUGAUAUCAAUUAUGUUUAUAUUCCAGAAGGCAACAAGACGUUCGCUUUCUACUGGGUUAAUAAAUACUGGAUACCGUACCUAGCCCAAAACGGUCGAGUUCCCGACUUCAAGUAUUCCGUUAUGAUCGACGAUGAUGUGCCGCUUCCGGCGGAUCUGUAUAUUCCACAUGAACAACUUCGUGCAAAUCCGAACAUCAAAGCUGUUCACUUCCCCAUCACAGCAACUACUCCUGAUGGGAAACCUGAUAUGCUUGUGAAGAUGCAGGAUGUUGAGUACAAGAUGGCUGCAGUGCAUAAGCUAUUCCAGUCGAAGAUGGCUCGGUCGCUAUCAUGCCAUGGUGCUGUGUCACUGUGGGAUCGCGAGGCGCUCGAUGAGGUCCUUUUUGAGCAUGAUACUGUGUUCAACGGUGAGGAUAUGUACAUGGGUUUGACUCUCUUGAGGAAGCGUGACGAGUCUACGAUCAUUUCUUGUGCACAAACGAUCGUCCCCACGUAUGCUCCUGAUACCUGGCCAGUGCUCUUCCGUCAGAGGGUCAAGUCGUGGGAUCUAACAUCGCACAAGAAGACGUUCACGUAUCUCUGGGAGGUCAUCAAUCCCCGAUCGUUCUGCCAUGGGGCAUCUCUGGUUCUGAAGCCGUACUUCCUUCAGGAGCUUCUCUGUAUUCUAUUGGAUUGGUUGCGCGCUUUCUUGCUCUGUGGUUUACUUUUCCGUGACUGGCUCGGCCUCAUUCUAAUGACUCUUGUUUUUACUGCACUCCUCUACGUUCAAGUGCUCAUCUUCGAGGUUUUCGUUCUCCGUGAUCGACAUGACCUCAGAUCCGGCGUUAUUGAUUUCAUUGUGUUCCCCUGGUACCGUCUCCAGUCGCUAUUAUUCAGAAUAUGCGCUUUGUGCCAGAAUCUAUUGGUUUACAGCCACCAAAGGAAGAAUGUUAAAAUCGGUGUUCGCGAGCAGAAGAUCCAUGAUAUUCCACCGACCCCACCACAUCCUGAUGUCGAUUGGUUCACCGUGUGGGAAAACGACGAGCAGGAUUCUCGUACGUAACGAUAGAAUUAAUGAACAUUUCGUUCAUUACGAAGUACCAUCGGCGCUGUGUCAGUAGCCAGUUGUUGCCCCCAGGAUGUUCUUUAUACAAUAGUUCCUUGUCAGUAGUUUUCGCACUUUAUCCGGUGACAGAGAAGCAACAUUGUGCUUCAGCUGUUGAGGUGGUUACAGUUCCUUAUGCUUUGUAUGAGUUUGCCGUUUCUACUCGUG